UCUUGUGUAGGCUUUACGAAACACUCCCAUUAGGGGGUUAAAUAGCUUAUAGAAAAUGUGUAUGAUAACUUGAGACGCGCGACCUAGUUAGCUCGGAUUCUCUUCUAUUUUCCUCUGCUCUCUCUGCCCCGUGAUGUUUUCGUGUAUCCAUCCUUGAAUGCGUGGUGGCACCCCGCCGCGCUCUCUCUCUCUCUCGCCUCCCUCCGGACUCUAGGAUCUCCCAUCUCCAUCUCUGUCUCCGCCCCCAAUGAAUGCAUCGUUUCAUUCAUUCACCUACUGUAUGCAAAGGGUAGCGAGUCGCGUUCACUGACAAAUGAAAGACGCACCAAGAAGGACACGCAUUGCAAGUGUAUCGUAAUCGCUUUGACAAAAAAAAACAAAAAAACGAUUCAAAAUAAUCGUGGAUUUUCUGCUAAAUAACUGCAAGAAAACGCGAUCUUUCUAAGACGUUCUGUGCCUCCCUAUAGGCUGAUAACGUUAUGGAUUCCUUGGCAAGGUCGACAGUAACUUCAGGUAGUGGAAUACGAGCGAAAGGCUAUCAAUGUGAAGAUCAACCAUUGACUCCAACAACCAAUCAAUUCACUUCUAACUGUACCUGAGGGGGUUCUAGAAGACAACGCCAUUGCCAUGGAAACGCCCCCGGGUUCCAAGCGGAGGACGGUGGUCGCACAGAUGGAGUCGCCCCGCGCAGGGGGUGUGGCUAUGCUUGUUGACGUCCUCGGCAACACAGAACCCAACACCAACCGAGGGGUGGAGCCUAAACUCAAUCUCCAACUGUCGCCAGGUGAGGCCUUCCCCCAUGUCGCCGCGGAUACCAGGAAGUUGAAUGGAGGACUUGGUAGUGGCACCUCACCUUCCUGUCUGAGGGCUGAUUGCACGGGAAAGGAGGGAUCAUGGCAGAGUAAAGGAGGGAGUAUAGUUGUGAGCGGAGGAGGGAGAGGAGGAGGGGUAUUAAAACCACUAACAACGCCUGAGAGAGAGGAAGCUAAGAAAAGCAGGAUCCCUAUGGCUCUCUCCUUGAAGACGGACACACACACCCACACACACUCCUCACACACCACACACACUCCUCACACACCACACACCCACACACACUCCUCACACACCACACACACCACACACACGACCACUACUAGCAGCGAACGAAGGCUGAGGUCUCCCAACAUCAAACACACCACAAGCCCUAAAACACACACACACCGAACAGAACACACCUGGGAUGCCAGCUCCAAAGUAGAACACUCCAGAACCCAUCACUUGUCUGCGGUGAACUCCAAGCCCUCGGCUUCCAGAACCAUGCAGGGUUCUAAGGAUAAUCAGAAGGGUUCUAGUUCUAAAGGUCCUGCUCCACCACCCGCCCCUCUGGCCACCUCAAGCCCCAAAUGUAGAACCACCGUUGACGUGAUGCUCACAUCAACCACCUCUGACAUCAUCACAGGGGGACGAGCUUCGGACUCUGACCUGUCGAUGGGAUCACUAGGGGUCAAGGGCAACACACCUCAUAAUUCUCCAUUCCUGACCCCUGACCCCUUUGCUACGGCAACAGACAACACAGAGACGACUCUAGAAAACGCAGCUCGCCAACUGGAAUCCAAAAUGGCCGCCAAAGUCUCAGAGGGGUCGUCGACAGGGACGAUGAGAUCACAGAGCGGCACCUGUCUGAUAGGAGGGGGAAUGUCCGCAGGACCUACGCUAUCCCAGAAGGCCAUGCAGCAGAGUGACACGGCGGCGACGUGCGAGGCCCUGGAGAGGGACGUCCAUUCCCCAGAGUAUCGCCGGGAUGACGGACAUAGCCAAGACGAUUGCGCAGGCCAGUUGCUGUGGGAGACCAAAACACCUGGAGUCCCGCUGGGAGACCCGAGUCACGUGGGAGAUGGAAAUGUCAUCGCCGUCACCGGCGGCAACAACAAUGAAGCGUCGUCAAGGGCAACGGAGAAGGGGAAGAAAGAAAUGGGAAGAAAGGAGGAGAAGGAUAAACACCAGCCUCCAGGGACCUGGAGCUCCAGAGUGCGUAAAGAGGCCGGCACCAUGACUAACCCCAACGAGGUGAGGCGUUCCUGGGGUGAGGCCCGGAGGGAGGUAGGGGUUCAGGCUGUAGUGGAGGUGUGUGACCACUCCGCCACUACCAGCCCCCGCCUGCUCACCCUGUCCCUACGCACUCACCGUGGCAACGCAGGGAAACAGGAAGGGGUUGCUAGUGACAGACAGAGAGACACAGACUCGCGGUCCAAUGGGAUGACAGCUGGGGUUCAGAGGGGGAGUAUCCUUGUCUGUGACCUCUGCAUGGACCAGCAGGUCAGAGGUCAGGGGUUAAAUGGAGAACUGGGGCCUUUGAUUGGUUUACAGAGCUGUCAGUCAAGGUUGGUCACACCGCAGAACCAGGAGGCGGGACUGAAUGCAGUAGCCCCGCCCCUGUGCUGCAUUCCUAUUGGCCUAGCCCCAUUCCAACACAUCUGUCAGAUAGACAUCGAGCUCUGCAGCCAAUCAGAGCACCCGAGCAGUAAAGAUAAGCUGCCGACCACCAAUGAGGAGCUGCCGACCAGUGUCACCAACGACAAGCAGCAGAAACCAUCCGAGACCCACAUCAAAGCUAAAACCAGACAGACAGACAAUUCAGGUACCAAGACUAGCCACAAACACAGAACCCACUCCUCUCCUUCCCACUCCUCCUCUCACAGGACCCACAGACACAAACCAGGCUCGGGCAGAGACAAACAGAAACCGGGGUUGGAAUGGAACCAGACUGGAUCGGACCUGUUCCAGCCAGACCCAGGGAAGAGUACCACCAAACUGACUGCGGAGAAUGACCCCGAACAGGAGAGGAAGGACUCUGGGCCGGUGCAGAACGUGGUUUGGGACGAACAAGGGAUGACCUGGGAGGUGUACGGCGCGUCGGUGGAUCUAGAGAGUCUGGGGUUCGCCAUCCAGUCACACCUGCAGUGUAAGAUCCGAGAGCACGAGAAACGCAUCGGAACACUACGGAAGUCUGUCUCCCUAGAGGUUCCCUCUCCGGGAUCGAAGAAGUGGAAGGAGAAGAAGAGGAGGAGCGUUAUCCGGUCAAUAUGCCGACCGGGAUGCUGCAGGAAACCUCCCGCGUCGCCCGCAGGGAAGUGAUACAGUCUCGGAAUGUUUGGAAUGUUUACAGACGAAACAUUCUAGAACGUUCUAAAUCUAGAUUGUAGAUCUGUUCUAGAACAUCACCCGUCAGGAAGUGAGAGAAUAUUCAGGAAUGUUCGUGGGCAUUCCAGAAUGUUCACGGAUGGAUAUUCUAGAACAACAUUAUAGUCACAGGAGGUUGGUGGCCCUCUAAUUGGGGAAGACGAGCUCGUGGUUACGACUGGAGCGGAGUUAGUGGAAUGGUAUCAAAUACACCAAACACCUGGUUUCCAUGGUUUCCAUGUUGUUUGCUGCCAUUCCAUUGACUCUUUCCCAGCCUCCAUUAUUAUGAUGCUCCUCCCCCUCGGCAGUCUCCAUUAUUAUGAUGCUCCUCCCCCUCAGCAGUCUCCAUUAUUAUGAUGCUCCUCCCCCUCGGCAGUCUCCAUUAUUAUGAUGCUCCUCCCCCUCGGCAGCCCCAUUAUUAUGAUGCUCCUCCCCCUCGGCAGCCUCCAUUAUUAUGAUGCUCCUCCCCCUUGGCAGUCUCCAUUAUUAUGAUGCUCCUCCCCCUCGGCAGUCUCCAUUAUUAUGAUGCUCCUCCCCCUCGGCAGUCUCCAUUAUUAUGAUGCUCCUCCCCCUCGGCAGCCCCAUUAUUAUGAUGCUCCUCCCCCUCGGCAGCCCCCAUUAUUAUGAUGCUCCUCCCCCUCGGCAGCCUCCAUUAUUAUGAUGCUCCUCCCCCUCGGCAGCCUCCCACUGGUUCUAAUCUGGAACAUUCUGGAACAGCAAACCUGUUCCUGAAAUCUGAUUACGAGGAUACAUUUUCUACAGUUGUAUCUUGGAGUCGUUCUCGGGAAGGAGAAGAGAUGUUCAAUCCGUCAACUGUUUGUAGCACAAGGACACAAAAAAAACUGAAACUAUGGACAACUUUCACGCUUUGCUAUGAUACCACGUAUCUGCUGUUAGCCAAGACAGUAGCCACAUGAACAGCAAGGUUAUGUCCCAGAAGGCACUCUGUCACACCCUACUUAUAGUGUGCUACUUUUGACCAGAGCCCAUACAGGGAAUA
Molecule: messenger RNA, 4159 nt
Organism: Oncorhynchus kisutch (coho salmon)
Lineage: Eukaryota; Metazoa; Chordata; Actinopteri; Salmoniformes; Salmonidae
Exons: 2
Coding region: 628-3114 (828 amino acids)
Biological process (GO): neuron projection development
Cellular component (GO): plasma membrane
Source: RefSeq, a predicted model, not a curated record